AGGGGCUGGCUGCAGCCUUUUCGUCAGUCGAUACGAAGCCGCUGUGAGGAUCACAUUUAAUCCAACCUGUUGAAAGUUUAUUGCACCGGUUCCAUUUAUUCUACAAUGAGGGUUUGCGUACUUAUGGUAUUGGCCUUGGUCCACUCUCUACAGUGUGUUUAUGGGAUGGCUCCGUACGGUGCUGCGGGUCGGCCUUCCGGGUCUACUGGUGGUGCGUCUUCUGGUGGGCAGGGUGGAAGCACUACAUCCGGGUCUGGAGCUGGAUCUCGAGGGCCAGCUGGGUCAUUCCCUGCGCCAGGCACUCAGCAGGGCACAGGCGCUUUCACGGGGAAUGCAGGAGCUCCCCGUCCCGCUGGAGGUAGCGGGUCACUUCCCGGUGUUGCGACAGGUACUCAAACGACAGGUCAACAGGGCAUCCCAUCUCCAGGAACACCUGGCUCCUUCGCAGGGUUUGCUGGAGGAUCUCCCCGCCCCGCCGGUGCCGGGUCAAGCUCGGGUGCACUGGGUGGUGGUUUUGCAGGAUUCGGGGGGUCUGGUGGUCAGGACAGUUUUCAAACGGGCGCUGGUGGAUCUUUUGCCACAAGGGUUCUUCAACAGCAAGCAACUCCUACAGUGACUCAAACGGUGACUGUCGACGUAUUCACUACACUCACUGACACUGUUUUAAACAGCGUUGGGGUUACUCUGACGCAAUUCGUAUUGGAGACUGCAACACGGCCUUUAGAACAGGUUGUCGUCACGCCUGUUGAUGACAGGGUUGCAGUGUCUACAACUGUAGUCCACCGCCCAGAAUAUGUAACUGUUACCGAAACUAAAUCUGACUUCCGCCUUGUGAUUGGAACUUCAGUCUCGCACGUGACGAUUACUCACACUUCCUACGCAAUCACCCAUGUUCCUUUCACAAUUACCGCAACGGAAACUGUUCAGAUUACGUCUCCAAUGGUAAGGACCGUCAUCAGAACUCGGGAACAGUUGGUGACCGACUACCGCACCCUUUUCAACACCGUUUACGUCCACGGAGGCUAUUUCUAAUUCUCCUUUGAAAGAAUAUGUAAAAAAAUAUUAAAACUAUAGCUUAAUAAAUAUUUACCAUAA
Messenger RNA from Eriocheir sinensis (Chinese mitten crab), 1095 nucleotides. RefSeq lists its product as uncharacterized. Lineage: Eukaryota; Metazoa; Arthropoda; Malacostraca; Decapoda; Varunidae. The record is from RefSeq and is a predicted model, not a curated record. The transcript is spliced from 4 exons. Bases 106 to 1032 code for a protein of 308 amino acids.